CACGUCCCGAGGACACAGAGCCAGUUGUGAGAGUUCUUCUAGAGAUGUUGAUUAGCGUGGCGUUGUUCGUUGUUUUAAUCUCGAUCGGUUGGUUCUGGUAUAAAUGGAAAUUUUCUUAUUGGAGUCGACAGGGCGUGAAAGAAUGGCCGGCGAAAUCGAUUUUCGGAAACUUCGGCGAUGUGAUCUCGAUGAAAGCGAACGAAGCGGACGUCGCAGACGAAUGCUACAAGCAAUUGGGCGAUGUCAAAUUCGGCGGUUAUUACUUCCUCUGGAAGCCACUUCUCAUGAUCAAAGACCCAGAGUUAGUCAAAAACAUAACGAUUAAAGAUUUCGAACAUUUCUCCGACCACUCGCCCUUCCUCGAUAGUACAAAGGGCACAGACAUAGUGGUGCAUUCGAUUUUUUUCAUGAAGUCGGAGGAAUGGAAGAAGCGGAGAUCCGUGUUGACACAUCUUUUCACUCCUAAACGUCUUAAAACCAUCCAUACCAUGACGGGGCCAAUUAUGGACAGCUUUUUUCCCAAGUUUGACCAAUGCGCGAAGGAUGAUCUGGACAUCGACAUGGACCCGAUGCUGACCGACCUGACGAUGAACGUGAUCACGAAAACUUUCAUCGGGAUCGACGUGAAGGACCAGUCUGUUUUCCUCAAAGCGACACACAUGUUCUCGUAUCCGGACACGUCGAGCUUGCUCAAGUCCUUCCUUUACACCCUUCACCCGGAGAUACACAAGGCUCUCGGGCUCACCACACUCAACAAGGGGAUAUACGCGCUAUUUUCUGAACUCGUCGAAAGGGUCGUCAGACUGAGAAAAGAACAGAACAUCGUUUCCAACGAUUUAUUUGAUUUUUUAAUCAAAUGUCAAAAUGGAGAGAUCAAAGGUUAUGAAGAUAUUUCUAUGGACGAAAUGAUUGGCCACACGUUCACGUUCUUUUUCGCUGGACACGACCCGACAGCACUGACGGGAGCCUUGACGCUCUUCGAACUCUCAAGGAACCCAGAAAUCCAGAAGAAGCUCAGGAGCGAAAUAAAAAAUGCGGUUGAAGAACGGAAGGACGGCCUCAGCUACGAAACCAUCAACUCUAUACCUUAUUUGUCCAAUGUCAUUCAAGAAACGACCAGGAUGUAUCCCGUUCUGGGAGCCGUAAAGAGGGUCUGCACCAAGCCGUACACGAUCGGCGAUUUUCAUGUGCCCGUUGGGAUGGAAGUCGUUUUUCCGGUCCGGUCACUACACUACGACCCGCGGUACUUCGAGGAUCCGCAUUGCUUCAACCCGGAUAGGUUCGCCGAAGGGAAGUCUCCCGAGGUGUUCAUGCCGUUCGGGAAAGGCCCUAGGAUUUGCAUCGGCAUGAAGGUUGCAGAGGACGAAAUGAAACAUUUGCUCGCCCGGCUGGUACUCGAUUACGACAUUCUGCCUAGCCGAAAAAACCAGCUGCCAUUCAAAUUCGAACCAACUCUAGUUGUUACCGUUAGACCUGUUGGUGGAAUUUGGGUGAAACUCACAGCAAGAGCUGAUAAUUACAAAAGUAUUCGGGCUUAAAUUUUCGAAAAAUGUCACACAAUAUUAUUUUUAAAUGAAUAAAUUGAUGUAUUUCUUAAGUAACUUCGAA
Molecule: messenger RNA, 1608 nt
Organism: Cimex lectularius (bed bug)
Lineage: Eukaryota; Metazoa; Arthropoda; Insecta; Hemiptera; Cimicidae
Product: probable cytochrome P450 6d5
Exons: 4
Coding region: 45-1538 (497 amino acids)
Molecular function (GO): iron ion binding; heme binding; monooxygenase activity
Source: RefSeq, a predicted model, not a curated record